AGAGCCCUAGAGAAGCCCCACCGAAGCGAUUGUGGUUUUUGAUUAAUUUUGAGCCAAGCCCCUUUGGCCCUCCAUUUCUCUCUCAAAGUAUAUACAACAAAAAUUGUGUAUCGCCAUUGAAGAGCUGCUGCAGAUGCAGGCGAGCUCACUCAUCGCCCUCUCUCCUAGCUCUCCCAGCUUCAACGCUUAUUCUUCUGGGAGGCUCGCUGAGAUUGCAGCUAGAGUUGUCCAAGAAUUCUCUAAUGAAUCCCAAGAUGACUCCGCCUUCUUCUCUUGGAAGCAAGAGGGACUUUUACAUGAAGGACAAGACCAUAAGAAACUCGAUCACGACGCUGAUGAUGACGACGGGGAAGAGUUCGAGUUUGCAAUUGUUUGUACACAGCCGGACUCGUUGGCCAUUUCGGCUGAUGAGAUCUUCUAUAACGGCCAGAUAAGGCCAAUUUAUCCGUUAUUCAACACCGCGUUGCUCAUAGACGACCGAGAAGAUGAAUUAUCCAAACCAUCAUCUGCUGUCUCCGGCGACAAACCAACCAAACCCAUCAGAUUACCGUUGAGGAAACUCUUCAAUGAAGAGCGAGAAACGACGUCCUGCUCUUCUUCGGAAGCCGACGACCUGGAAAGCGUGCCGGCUGGAAGUUACUGCGUAUGGACUCCAAAGAAGGGAAAGGAAACCCCUGGAAGGUGCAAGAAGAGCAGCUCCACUGGGACUUCGAAGAGAUGGAAGUUUCGAGACUUGCUUUACAGGAGUAACAGCGACGGAAAAGAUACAUUCGUGUUCUUGACGCCGGCAAAGAAGAGCAGUGAAAGAGUAAUGGAGGAUGAAGGUAAAGAGAACAAAGAGAGAUACAAGAACGGGAAAGCAAUGGACAAGGAGCAUUACGUGAAGAACAGAACCCUCAAGGAAGAGGAGCAUAAACGGCGUUCCUUCCUACCGUACAGGCAGGACUUGAUUGGUUUUUUCAUCUAAUAAUGUCAAUGUGUUGAGCAAGACUGUUCAUACAUUUUGAAAGGUCGAUUUAUUUUUCGUUAUUAUUUGUUUUAUUUGUGUGAGUUUUUUUUUUUUAAUUUUUUUUCUAGGGAGGGAAUUUUAUGAUAUAUCAGUCUUUUAAGUAUAUAUAUAUAUAUAUAUGGUUGCAUGUAAAUUAGUAGA
This is a messenger RNA of Manihot esculenta (cassava), 1150 nucleotides long. RefSeq lists its product as uncharacterized. The transcript has a single exon. Lineage: Eukaryota; Viridiplantae; Streptophyta; Magnoliopsida; Malpighiales; Euphorbiaceae. The record is from RefSeq and is a predicted model, not a curated record. The coding region runs from base 134 to 967 and encodes 277 amino acids.